AUGAAUCUUCCUUCCUUGUUGACUGGCAUUGGCUGGAACUCCUUGGUGGAAGACCAACGUUUCAGUUUCUGUCCUGAAGCAGUAAGGAUGUUCUACGUGAGCAUCAAGAGGGGGCCUGGGCCUGAACCCUCAUUCUUCACGACUGUGGUUUACAAUCACACAAUCAGGGUGACCCCUGAUCUUCUUGCAUCCGUUCUCUCGCUCACUCACUCCGGACUUCAAGCGAGUUUUGAUGGGGAGUUUCACGACCUGGGAUUCGACUUUUUAGCAUCGCUGUCCCAACUUACUGAAGAUACCGGACGAUACUUUCCUAAUCAUCUGGCCGCCGGUCGGCUCCCAGAUGAUUUGAAGGUGUUUCAUUGGUUUAGCACUCGAUGCUGGCUUCCACGUGACUUAUGGAGCUCGGAUGUGCUCCACCCCACAGAUCUAUGGAUCAUGUCUCACGCACGAGCUUGA
Linum trigynum is the source of this 456-nucleotide messenger RNA. Lineage: Eukaryota; Viridiplantae; Streptophyta; Magnoliopsida; Malpighiales; Linaceae. The record is from the annotation of a GenBank genome assembly.